CUUUACUUACCUUUACUGCAGUUAGGCUUAUAAUCCAUAUCUGUUUAUUCGUAAUAAUGCAAACUGAAGGACUUGCGGAGAAAUUUGUUACUAAACAGCGUCUGUUUUGAAUAUUGUUCGUGUUUCUGGUAUUUCCGUCGGUUUAAUUCAGCCCUCAGGUUCGUCUGCCAUCUUCCAUCCUCAUGACUCAUGUCUUCGUCUAUGGCACCCUGAAGAAGGGGCAGCCCAACUACCACCGCAUGCUGGACGCCGCCAACGGGAAGGCGGAGUACCUCGGCUCGGCGCUCACCACCGAGAAGUUCCCGCUCGUGAUCGCCAGCAAGUACAACAUCCCCUUCCUCCUUAACAUCCCCGGCCAGGGCCACAGGGUCCACGGAGAGGUCUACAGAGUGGACGACCAGAUGCUGAAGUUCCUGGACGACUUUGAAAGCGUCCCCACCUGGUACCAGCGGAACGUGGUGCGGCUGGAGGUGAAGGAGUGGGUGGGGAAGCCGGACGGAGGGGAGGCGGCGCCGUCACCGGGAAGCGUCACCGAGGCAUUUGUGUACAACACGACAAUGUACCAGUCAGACUGGACCACGCUGCGAUGCUUCGAGAGCUACGACGCAAAUGGAGAUCACGGCCUCAAGUAUGCGUACAGAGAAACACGAGACUGAUGGAGCGGUUCUGUUCUGGGAUCUACCUCUGUACAAAGAGCCUCCAUUUAUCAAGAAAACUCACCUCCGGGCCAUGCAGAGAUCCUCCGGAAGUCCUCAAGUACAGAUCAGGGUACAGAAUCCAGCUUGGAAGCAUUACAAUCAAACUAAAGAGCUUUUAUUUUAGUGUAAAUCCUACAAUAUCAGCUGUAUCUACAGAAAUAUUAACUAAGAAUACUUUAGUUUAUACUUGCAUCAGAGCCAAUUGUCUGUGUAACUAUGCAACAUAUGUACUGAUUAUAAUCAUAUGAAUCUUGGGUGCUUGUUAUAGUGUUGAUAUGAAGCAGAGGACUUUUAUUUUGAACAACUGUUAAAAUGCCACUUUUUGAUGCAAUAAUAUCUCCAUUAUGUCUUUUUUCUUCA
Molecule: messenger RNA, 1058 nt
Organism: Amphiprion ocellaris (clown anemonefish)
Lineage: Eukaryota; Metazoa; Chordata; Actinopteri; Pomacentridae
Product: gamma-glutamylaminecyclotransferase B
Exons: 2
Coding region: 183-656 (157 amino acids)
Molecular function (GO): gamma-glutamylaminecyclotransferase activity
Source: RefSeq, a predicted model, not a curated record